Vollenhovia emeryi is the source of this 2856-nucleotide messenger RNA. Its product is annotated as transient receptor potential channel pyrexia-like. The record is from RefSeq and is a predicted model, not a curated record. The transcript is spliced from 8 exons. Gene Ontology annotation, cellular component: membrane. Gene Ontology annotation, molecular function: monoatomic ion channel activity; protein binding. NCBI's taxonomy places the organism in Eukaryota, Metazoa, Arthropoda, Insecta, Hymenoptera, Formicidae. Gene Ontology annotation, biological process: transmembrane transport; monoatomic ion transport.
UAUCCCUUACGCGCCACAUCCGGCUGAUAACGAUUAGGUGUUCUCGUUAAUUGCACGCAUUGUGCGUCAGUUUCUUACGAGCAUUAGAGGCCCGUGGGUCGAGCAAUUUGUGCCGCUAACGCAAAAAAAAAGAAAACGGAAAGAAAAGUCGUGAUGCAGGAAUACGAUCCGGAUCACAUCGCGCUCGUAUCAGCGAUCGAAAACGGAGAGUUCGACGAGGCGGGUAAAAUUUUGGCGCGCGAUAGCAAAAAUAGAUAUGUGCGUCCGGUGGGCGCUCUUCAAGUGACAGCCCUGCAGAUGGCUGGCUGGCAGGGGAACAUAGAUCUGUUGAAUCGACUCUACGAAAAAGGCGCCGACAUAAACGGCACGGAUAAAAUUGGUAGAUGCGCUCUUUACUACGCGGCACACAACGGUAAUACUGACGUGACAAAGUGGCUUCUUCAACGCGGUGGUCACGUCGAUGUCAAAGUCGGUAUCUACUCGUGCACCAAGGGCACCCCUUUCUCCACGCUGACGAAAUCUUAUCUCGUAGGAAGAAAAUUGCCGGUGCCCGCGUGCUGGGGAAGAACGCCGUUGCAUCAGGCGGUAAAAAAUAAUCACGCGGACGUCGUGCGCGUUUUGGUGGAAGGCGGUGCGGAUGCGAACGUUAAAGACGAGCGCUUGAUUACCCCGCUGCUGUUGGCAGGAAGCGCGGUGAAUCGCGAUGAUCUCAAUGAGAUGACUAAGUUCGUUGAGAUCGUGGGGAUACUGGUCGCCGCGAAGGUGUUCGUUAACACUAUUCAUCCGGACACGGGUACCACCGCUUUGCACCACGCGGCGAUGCUAGGCAGUGCAGAAGCGACAAAGAUAUUGCUGUCAAAUGGCGCAUGGCCGAUGUAUAAAUGCAAGAGCUCCGGAAGCACGCCUCUUCAUAUCGCCGCGAGUACAGGGAGUAUCGAGACACUCAUGGUUCUACUUGAUGCAAUGCAAUGUCAUAACAUUGAUACGUGCGAUCAGAUCAAUCGUACGGCUCUUCACAGAGCGUCUUAUCAGGGACAUCGCGAGUGCGUACGAACUUUGAUCAAUCACGGAGCUAAUUUAGCCGCCGUAACGAAGACUGGUGUCACCGUUGUUGAUGCUGUAUUCGCUCAUAUAUCGCGACCAUUGGCGUUUUUAACCGAUAUUUUGGAUUCUUGCGUACGAUCGAGCAAUAAUUCACCUUCGGAGAAAUACGAGAAUGUAAGGAUCGCUUUACGUAUCCCGUUAGACUCUUAACUGCAGAUACAGAUAUCCUUCUCUCUUAUUCGAUUCUUACUAUGUUGUCUUUAUUACAUUCUAAUGAAUGAAACAUCUCUGUUAAAGAUUACUGUUGACUUCAGUAUAUUGGCUCCAAAGCACCAGAUGCAAAUGGCAGUAGUUACGGCCGUUAUAGCCGCAGCUUCAGAUAUAAGACAACUGGCGAUAUUGCAGCAUCCACUCGUGGAGACGUUUCUCAGACUAAAGUGGACGAGAUUAAGGAUACUUUUCUUUCUUCUUAUAGUCGUACACUUGUUCUUCGUCGUUUCCCUGUCGGUCUACGCCAUAAUGUUCGCGCAUAACGAAACUGACCACGUGGUGACUCGAAGAAUCCUAGCCAUCUGCUCCUGCAUUCUUUUGUUUCACAAUAUGGUUCAAGUUAUAUUAGAACCCAAGCAUUAUUUGAGACAACUCGAGACGUGGUUGUCACUCACGUGCGCCGUGCUAUCCUUGGUGACGUCGAUCGCAGGUGAAUUUGUAAGGUGCUCGAGGGAAGAAACUGAGUCUCAACAUUGCGUGCACUGGGUGCUACAUUCCAUCAGUAUCGCAAUCUUGUUGAGUUGGAUGCAAAUGAUGUUACUAAUUGGCCGGGUCCCAAUGUGGGGAUAUUACGCGCUCAUGUUUUCCACGGUGCUGAAGAACAUCCUAAGGGUUCUCCUAGCGUUUGGCUACCUCAUUGUUGGAUUCGCGUUGAGUUUCGCAGUUUUGUUUCAUGGAAAUGAUCAAUUUCGCGAUUUCUGGAGGGCUAUCGUAAGGACUGUAGUGAUGAUGAUGGGCGAGUACGAAUACGAGGAGCUAUUCAACGCCGAGAACGGCAAGGGUACUUUUCUGCCAAUCACAAGCAGAAUCGUGUUCCUCGUUUUCACCAUGCUCGCCAGUAUUGUUCUGAUUAAUCUCAUGAUCGGUCUGGCGGUCAACGACAUUCAAGGUCUCGAGAAGGAGGGCCACAUUCGUCGAUUACUGAAACAAGCGGAAUUUGUCGCACAUUUAGAGAGGGUGACGUCAUACAGAAUCUUUCGCAGCAAUUGGCUACAUCCUCGCUUAAGAAUGCUGCUGCACUCAAGGCGCGAUAUUCCCACAAAAAUUACGCUGGUCUCUCGUGAAAAUAAUUUUCAUCACAUGACUCAUCUUACGGAAUCGCCUCCCAAGAUUCCCGCCGAUUUAAUAGAAGCUUUGUUUUUGUUAGCCACCAAGACUUUGAAGAACGAUAAUUUGGCGGACAAACACAUAGAAACUGGCGACAUGAAGAUAACUUCUAUACUGUCCAAUUUGGAAGAACAAAUUCGAGAGUUGAAAAUAUACUGUCAUCGUAAUUUGGCGACUCGGAGCUCGUCGAAACGACGGGGAUUCAAAAGAAAACCUGUUCAAAAGAGAUUUGUAAACGCUUAGUAUAUUGCACGUACGCGCGACAUUGCGAUUAUUUUUCAAUACGGUAAACGCGGUGUUAGUUUAGCGGUAGCAUUUAUUACAAUCAUUAAAUAAAGCGCCAAAGAAACUUUUACAUUAUCUCAUUGGUCCUGUAUAAUAUUUAGAAAGCUAGAAACGAUAAAACGCGCGCACCGCGCGCGCAGUUUGUGGUCG